AUGGCAGGGUCGGCGACGGAGACCCGAAAGGGUCGCCGUGCGGCGGCUACAGACACAGAAGACUCCAUAGAUGCAGAAUUUGGGGGAGAUUAUUCAGAAGGCUCGCUGGAGUUAUUUCGGCAGCUCGGGCGGAAGGGUGCCCAGUUCGGGCAAGUUGAGCCCUGGGAAGAGCAAGAGGUGCGGCCUCCAGCGCAGGAAGAAUGCGAUGCGGCGGUUGAGGAGCUCGCCUCGCUAGAUCGCGCGCUGGAGCAGGUAAAGCAUUACAGGCCAGAUGCCAAGGAGCUCGCAUGGAUAGACUACAAGCGCGCACUGGUUGAGGAAGCAUCCGAAGGGGAAAUAACCUGGCUUAAGCUCAAAGCCUAUCACCACGGCUUAGACGUCCUGCGCACACCACGCACGCUGGAUGGCAACGCAGCGGCAGCAGCGGCAUCUUCCACUUCCAGCUGCCAAGGAGCUGGCUGCUCACCAUUUCCCUGCGACGUGGCGUCUUCACGAGAGGCCGUUCUGAAGGCAGUCCAAUCCCUCCUUCCCUCGAGCUCCAGCAGCGAGGAAGAUGAUGGCGCCGCCGCUGCCUCCCAUACUCCGGGCGUUUCCGCACGCCUGACCUCCCACGGGCAUGCGAGCAGCAGCAGUAACAGCAGCGCCACGGUAUUAGGCUAUGGACCCACCUCUGUAGCCGCUACCACGGCACCGGCGACCGCAGUCACUAUAUAUAACCCAGAGUACCUGGAGGAGCUCCGUCUCACCAAGCAGCUAGCGCAGCAGCGGCAGCAGCGCUCUAACGCGUUUAUUAUGGGCCUUACGGCAGCGGUGGGCAUCUCCCUGGUGCGCUGGUUUCUGCACCGCGGCAGGCGCGUAGGCGGCCGGGACCGGGGCAGUGCUACCGGCACGGCCGCGGGCGCUGCUGCCCGGCGCCCGACGGCAGCGGCAGCUGUGGCUCAGCCAGCGCCGCAAUGA
Molecule: messenger RNA, 957 nt
Organism: Volvox carteri f. nagariensis
Lineage: Eukaryota; Viridiplantae; Chlorophyta; Chlorophyceae; Chlamydomonadales; Volvocaceae
Exons: 1
Coding region: 1-957 (318 amino acids)
Source: RefSeq, a predicted model, not a curated record